CGGGCGCCCACGACACCUACUGAAAGCACGACGACUGUUCUUCUCGUAGUCACUUCCACUGGUCUUGAGGAAAAUGGGAACUAGCAGGUUCCUGGCUGCAGUGGUUGCGGCCUUGGCGCUGACGGCAUCGACUGAGGGCCUCAGCAUCUGCACCACGUUGACCUGUCCUGAGCCCAACGGCCUCUUCGCGCACCCGACGGACUGUCACCGCUACGUCAAGUGUGCCAACAGCCACGCCUACGUCGAGACCUGCCCCGCCAACCUGCACUUCAACGAGGCCUUGGGAAGCUGCGACUACCCGCAAAACGCCAUGUGUGACAUCACCAAGCGACUGGAGACCGAGGGAUGUUCCCUUCGGCCCGCAAAGGCCAGUCGAUCCUUGCCCAGAGAGUCAGACCUUUCAGUCCAGUGCGACUGCGACUGCUGCCUCAAGCCACACAAGGACUGCAACAAAUACUACGAGUGCAAGGAUAACAUUGCCUACGUUAAGGAAUGCGGAGGUGAUUUGGUGUUCAAUCCUGCAAAGGAACAGUGCGACCUUCCAACCAAUUAUGAAUGCCCUAAACCAGUGAUAUGCGGCUGCCAUUGCCGAUACCCAGUCGACGGGGAGUGCAAUGCUUACUAUGACUGCAGGGACAACGAGGCGGAGAAGAAGUACUGCUCAGAAGGCCUGCUGUUCAACCCCGAUACCCGCAUGUGCGACAUCGCUGCCAAUGUUGACUGCCCGACUGAUCCUCCACCACCUGGACCUUGCGAUGGAAACGUCUUCGAUUCCGACCCUGAUUGCAAGUUCUGGGCCGCCAACAACGACUGUCACUGCAAGUGGACAGAUGGUGACUGCUCCUGGCAGCACUUUGUCGCCCGUGCAUGUCCCCGUAGCUGCGCCUGCCAAGACCAUGUGGACGUCAGCAAGCCUCCUGUACCUGAAUACCCUUGUGUGGACUGCUCUACCGGACAACAGUACUGGCAGCAUCCCAGCGACUGCCGCAAGUUCAUCCAGUGCGCACCCUACGGACCUCAGGAGAUGCCAUGUGGAGAGGGAACAGUGUGGGACCAAAACCUGCUCACCUGCAACCAUGAAUGGGCUAUCCAGUGCUUGACAGGCAACUUCCUUCUCUCUAACGGAAGCUGUUCAGGAUGCUCAGGAUGUACUCCUCCAGCAAAGCCCACAACCAGGCCUACCCAAAAACCUGUCACACCAGGCAACUUCACAUGUGUGGAUUGUUCCACUGGCCAGCAGUACUGGCAGCAUCCUACUGACUGUCACAAGUUCAUUCAGUGUGCACCUUACGGUCCCCAGGAGAUGCCAUGCCCUGCAGGAACCAGGUUUGACCAGAAGAUCCUCACUUGCAACCACGAGUGGAAGACCCCAUGUGUGACAGGCAACUACCUUCUACCUAAUGGAAGCUGUUCAGGUUGCACCGGAUGCCCAACAGUAACCAUCGAACCACCAGUUGGCUGCGGUGGUGAGAAUCCAGACUGCAAGCACUGGGCUGCCAGUGGAGCCUGCACCUGCAAGGCAGGCAGUGACUGUACUUGGGCGAACCAAGUGGCUUCAAUGUGCCCCAAGACCUGUCGAGGGGACUGUGGGUCAGUUACUCCAGUAACGGACCCCUGCAACCUCGUGUGUCCUUCUUACAGUGGUCUUUUCCCACACCCAAAGGCCUGUACCAAGUGGGUUCACUGCGACCACUACAUCCCCUACGUGAAGGACUGCCCCGCUGGUUUGCACUUUAACCCAGCAAUCAAGGUAUGCGACUGGCCAGAUCGCGCAGGUUGCACCUCAGGAGAGCACCAGAGUUGCGUAAUUCCCACUGAUCCACCAGUCACCGGGCCCCCUCCAACACCCAGCCCCUAUUGCACAUGCGAAUGUUGCCAUCUUCCUCAUCCAAAUGACUGCACAGCCUAUUACUACUGUGAUGUGAACAAGAACAUUACCUUCUUCACGUGCCCGUCUGGGCUAGUAUUCCAUCCGGAAUUGGAUACGUGUGUGUACCCUCAUGAUUACCCACAAUGUGAUAUUGAAGUGCCUCCCGUUUGCGAGUGUGACUGCCACUAUCCCUCAGAGAUUUGCAGCGAAUACUAUGACUGCAUCGACAAUGUGCCCGUGAAGAAGGAAUGCCCCUCCGGUCUCCUGUGGAACCAAGAAAAGAAGUCAUGUGACUAUCCCGAGAACGUCGACUGCAGCAAUCGGAGAACCCAGUGCAUCGAAGUGGCAAGUACUUGGAAAGCCGAUCUAUGGACUAGAGUCAAAUAUAAUCAUGAAAGUAAAGCAUGGACUGCAAAACGUGACUACAUCAAUAACAACAUUGACAAUGAAGUGUCGCUUCCACUGGUCUUGAGGAACAUGGGAACUAGCAGGUUCCUGGCUGCGGUGGUUGCAGCCUUGGCGCUGGCGGCAUCGACUGAGGGUCUCAGCAUCUGCACCACGUUGACUUGUCCUGAACCCAACGGCCUCUUCGCGCACCCGACGGACUGCCACCGCUACGUCAAGUGUGCCAACGGCCACGCCUACGUCGAGACCUGCCCCGCCAACCUGCACUUCAACGAGGCCUCGGGAAGCUGUGACUACCCGGAGAACGCUAAGUGUGACAUCACCAAGCGACUGGAGACCGAAGGAUGUUCUCUUCGGUCCGCAAAGGCCAGUCGAUCCUUGCCCACAGAGUCGGACCUUUCAGUCCAGUGCGACUGCGACUGCUGCCUCAAGCCACACAAGGACUGCAACAAGUACUACGAGUGCAAGGAUAACGUUGCCUACGUUAAGGAGUGCGGAGGUGAUUUGGUGUUCAAUCCUGCAAAAGAACAGUGCGAUCUUCCAACCAAUUAUGAAUGCCCUAAACCAAAUCCUUGCGGCUGCCAUUGCCGAUACCCAGUGGACGGGGAGUGCAAUGCUUACUAUGACUGCAGGGACAACGAGGCGGAGAAGAAGUACUGCUCAGAAGGCCUGCUGUUCAACCCCGAUACCCGCAUGUGCGACAUCGCUGCUAAUGUUGACUGCCCGACUAUUCCUCCAACACCUGGAACUUGCGAUGGAAACGUCUUCGAUUCCGACCCUGAUUGCAAGUUCUGGGCCGCCAACAACGACUGUCACUGCAAGUGGACAGAUGGUGACUGCUCCUGGCAGCACUUUGUCGCCCGUGCAUGUCCCCGUAGCUGCGCCUGCCAAGACCAUGUGGACGUCACCAAACCUACUAUAACUGACUACCCUUGCGUGGACUGCUCUACCGGACAACAGUACUGGCAGCAUCCCAGCGACUGCCGCAAGUUCAUCCAGUGCGCACCCUACGGUCCUCAGGAGAUGCCAUGUGGAAAGGGAACAGUGUGGGACCAAAACCUACUCACCUGCAACCAUGAAUGGGCUACCCAGUGCUUGACAGGCAACUUCCUUCUCUCUAACGGAAGCUGUUCAGGAUGCUCAGGAUGUACUCCUCCAGCAAAGCCCACAACCAGGCCUACCCAAAAACCUGUCACACCAGGCAACUUCACAUGUGUGGAUUGUUCCACUGGCCAGCAGUACUGGCAGCAUCCUACUGACUGUCACAAGUUCAUUCAGUGUGCACCUUACGGUCCCCAGGAGAUGCCAUGCCCUGCAGGAACCAGGUGGGACCAGAAGAUCCUCACUUGCAACCACGAGUGGAAGACCCCAUGUGUGACAGGCAACUACCUUCUACCUAAUGGAAGCUGUUCAGGUUGCACCGGAUGCCCAACAGUAACCAUCGAACCACCAGUUGGCUGCGGUGGUGAGAAUCCAGACUGCAAGCACUGGGCUGCCAGUGGAGCCUGCACCUGCAAGGCAGGCAGUGACUGUACUUGGGCGAACCAAGUGGCUUCAAUGUGCCCCAAGACCUGUCGAGGGGACUGUGGGUCAGUUACUCCAGUAACGGACCCCUGCAACCUCGUGUGUCCUUCUUACAGUGGUCUUUUCCCACACCCAAAGGCCUGUACCAAGUGGGUUCACUGCGACCACUACAUCCCCUACGUGAAGGACUGCCCCGCUGGUUUGCACUUUAACCCAGCAAUCAAGGUAUGCGACUGGCCAGAUCGCGCAGGUUGCACCUCAGGAGAGCACCAGAGUUGCGUAAUUCCCACUGAUCCACCAGUCACCGGGCCCCCUCCAACACCCAGCCCCAAUUGCACAUGCGAAUGUUGCCAUCUUCCUCAUCUAACUGACUGCACAGCCUAUUACUACUGUGAUGUGAACAAGAACAUGACGUUCUUCACGUGCCCGUCUGGGCUAGUAUUCCACCCGGAAUUGGAUACGUGUGUGUACCCUCAAGAUUACCCACAAUGUGAUAUUGAAGUGCCUCCCGUUUGCGAGUGUGACUGCCACUAUCCCUCAAAGAUUUGCAGCGAAUACUAUGACUGCAUCGACAAUGUGCCCGUGAAGAAGGAAUGCCCCUCCGGUCUCCUGUGGAACCAAGAAAAGAAGUCAUGUGACUAUCCCGAGAACGUCGACUGCAGCAAUCGGAGAACGUAAGGCUUCGACCGUGCAUCAAGGCCUGAAUUUUUGAUCCGAAACACACAUGACUGACAGAAAUCUUUCUAUUGCCUACAGUGAAACGUCCUUAUGUCCUUUAAUAGUCACGAAUUGUCAGAAGGCAUGAAAAUACUACCUGAACAAUAGUUUUUUUUUAUUAAUGAUACUCUUUUCUGAUAAUUAUGUUUCUUUGCCAAAAUCUUUUCAUCAUUUACUGUCUUUGAAUUCUACUUGCAAUGCAUCUCGAAAAAUCAUA
Penaeus indicus is the source of this 4733-nucleotide messenger RNA. Its product is annotated as balbiani ring protein 3-like. Gene Ontology annotation, molecular function: chitin binding. Gene Ontology annotation, cellular component: extracellular region. The coding region runs from base 74 to 4477 and encodes 1467 amino acids. The transcript is spliced from 19 exons. The record is from RefSeq and is a predicted model, not a curated record. NCBI's taxonomy places the organism in Eukaryota, Metazoa, Arthropoda, Malacostraca, Decapoda, Penaeidae.